GUAAACGCUGUGGCUGCAACCUGCCUCCCUCCACCUUUUAUCAACCAUCACUAUCAUCAUUAUGCUUUUGAUCCUGUUUGAUUUUCAGGAAGGCGUUUCUGGAUUCAUUGGGUUUCCUGUGCGCAGACUUCCAUAAAGCAGCCAUGGAAGAACAGCGCAGAGGCGCAUCUCGCUCCGACAAGGAUUUCACAUUUAUUAGUCCGGUUGUGAAAUACCUGCUGUUCUUGUUCAAUUUUAUUUUCUGGGUAGUCUCCCUGGUAAUGGUGGCAAUCGGUGUUUAUGCCCGAGUGAUAAAGCAUGCAGAGACAACCCUGGCAAGUCUGUCAUUGGAUCCCGCCGUGAUGCUUAUAGUUGUUGGAAUCCUGAUGUUCAUAAUCACCUUCUGUGGCUGUGUGGGCUCGCUACGUGAAAACAUAUGCCUCCUGCAGACAUUCUGCAUCUCUCUGAUAGUGAUCUUUAUAAUCCAGUUGGCUGCUGGUAUUCUGGCCUUCAUCUUUUCAGACAAGGCAAGACACAAAGUAACUGAAAUAAUCAAUAAUGCCAUAGUUCACUACAGAGAUGAUGUGGAUCUGCAAAACCUUAUAGACUACGGCCAGAAAGAGUUUAGGUGCUGUGGCGGAACAACAAACACUGACUGGUCCAAGAACGUUUACUUUAAUUGCAGCCCGUCUAACCCAAGCAAAGAGCGCUGCUCUGUCCCCUAUUCCUGUUGCAUCCCCUCCCAAAAAAAGGAGGUACCCAACACCCAGUGUGGUCUGGGGAUGCAAGAAAAGGCAACUGAAAACAAAAUUUACACCGAUGGCUGCAUAGACAAGAUGGUUGACUGGAUUCACAGUAACCUGUUCAUACUAGGUGGCAUUGCACUGGGACUGGCGAUCCCGCAGCUAGUGGGGAUGCUUUUGUCUCAGAUUCUGAUAAAUCAGAUCAAAGACCAGAUUGAACUACAAAACUACAACCUCAGGCAUAGAUCUGACCCAUGGAGCUGAUCCUGGACCAGAUUUUCAUAAGGGACUCAAAUGAUUAGUCAUUACUAAAGAGCUUGAGCUUCAAAAUGUGUUACUUUGCCGCCACCUUCUGGAACGUAAAGGAGCCUACAUUUACCACGGUGGGUCUGCUUUUUGAUGAAAAUAGAAAACAAAAAAAUGUUACUUAAAUUUGGAGCAUAUUUGAUUAAAACUCAGAAAUCACACUUAGACAAUGUCUUUGGGGCAAUAUUUUGUUGUUCAUUUUGUUUUCUUUUGUAUUAUCAGAGUUUUGUUGCUUUUGUUAUAUAUUAUAAAUUUUUCAACUCUAUUUGAAGUGGAAAUUUGUGUUUUUCCAUUAUAUUUGAAGUGUUUAGGGUUGUCAAAAAAAAGAGCAUAGGUCCAAAUUGCAAUGAGUUGUCAGAUAUGUUAAAAUGGAUCAUUAGCUUCCUUCCAUCCAGGACUUGUUUGGAUCUAGGGUAAGUUUUAGCAGAUCGUUAAGCACCCUGCAGAGGAUGUAGCGCUGGCGCAUUGAACCAUUUGCACUCCACCAGUGCUUUGAAAGUGUCCACGAUCACCACGAGAUGUUACAGAAGUGCUUCAACCACAACAGCCUGCAAGGCAAGGCAAUUUUAUUGGUAUAGAACAAUUCAGUACAAGGGCAAUUCAAAGAACUUUCAGCAACCUGGGUUUUUUUUUUCAGGCAGACUCCUGCAGCUUGGCGGAAUCUCUUAUUGCCAGUGUCCAACAAUACAUGUGGGUGUUAAAGCCAUGACAGGCACCAUAGACUUUAUAGCCAAGGUUAUGAGCGGCCGCUUUUGCAAUAGAGGCAGAGAACAUGGUCCACUUAGACUCCAUAUCCCCCAGGAGCCUGAGAAAAUCUCUCUUAUAGUUGUGAGUUAAAUUAUUUCAUGACUGAGGCCUCUGCCAGAUUGUCCGAACACACCGUCACUUCUCACUUGGGUCUUUAGAGCAUCUGUUCCAACGUCUCACCAGGUGGUAUUUUGUGGACAGCACUACCCCUUUCUUCACCUGAGUGUCCAAGAGAUGUGGCUGAAAGUCAGAGGAUACAGUCUAUCAUCGACCUCUGGCUUAGGAUGUAUGGGUGCCAUGUGAACUGAUGAACAUGCUUAAGCAUGAACAUGUUUUUCAUCAUGGACAGUCUAUGGUUUGCACAGACAUCAAAUACUUAAAUACCAAUCAGAACCAAUGGCCCAUUCAUUUGGAUCAUGUACCGCCAGGUAUCACUGUAAUUUCCCACAUUGGCAAUGAAGUACCCCACUAAAAUGAUGGAAUCCCUAAGAGAAGUGUUAUCCAGCAUACAAACCCUCUCCCUGUGGACCACUCCAGAGUAGAAGACGGCCCAGCCUCUCUUAAUGAGCCAGGUUCCAGAAGCAGGGCUUUGCUUGAAGGUGAGCCUGACUAUACCUACCCUUUAUCACUCAACCUCCUGACAAACUCAAGCUUCUUCCCCUCCAUUGAGGUGACGUUACAAAUCCACAGCACAAGUUUAAGCAUCGAUGAAGCAGUUCACAUAGUGACUUCUGACAAUUCCUCUUACCAUUGAUCCCUCAUUAGUCCCCCUCAGGGCAUGACCUCCAAACCCUCCAACUGCCACUCCUCCAAAAACAUUUACGAGAGUGAAGUCAAAUUUCUUGCACUUGUGCAGAAGUUUAAAAGUGAAAACGGAAGUGAGUAAAGCUAAUUCAGAUUCAAAAUAAUAAUUUUCAUUUUUGUUCUGGCAUAUGUUAAGUUGCCCCUCUAAUUAAUACCAUCCCCUCUCUCUCUUGAAAACAAUUUAUUUGAAAGUAAAUUGUUUUUUUUAAUAUUAUCUGUGCUGUUUUAAAAUGAGAUCAAUUCAUGUCUAUCUUAUAUCCAUUUCACUUUUUGAGUAUUGCUAUAUGUUUCUUUUUUUUUAAUGCCUUGUCUUCCCCUAGUUGGUUAUCACUGAUGUCUAGCCAAUGUCCAACUGUGUUUUUUUUUUCUUUACAUCUAAAGGGAUUUUAUUUCAAACCAAUAUAUUAAUUAUUUCAUUUUUUAGCCCUAAAACUGACUCUUGAUGUAAGCUGAAUGUAAAAAUCCAGCAUUUAGAUUUACAUUGGCUUUUUUUUUGUCUGUUUUUUACAUGUGGUUUUAAUACAUGAAUAAAGAUUACCUCACAAAAUUUG
Messenger RNA from Cyprinodon variegatus (sheepshead minnow), 3130 nucleotides. It is a transcript of the gene tspan33a, whose product is annotated as tetraspanin 33. Lineage: Eukaryota; Metazoa; Chordata; Actinopteri; Cyprinodontiformes; Cyprinodontidae. Gene Ontology annotation, cellular component: membrane. The record is from RefSeq and is a predicted model, not a curated record. The transcript is spliced from 8 exons. The coding region runs from base 144 to 986 and encodes 280 amino acids.